Messenger RNA from Fomitiporia mediterranea MF3/22, 1428 nucleotides. Its product is annotated as HAD-like protein. The transcript has 7 exons. Gene Ontology annotation, molecular function: phosphoprotein phosphatase activity. Lineage: Eukaryota; Fungi; Basidiomycota; Agaricomycetes; Hymenochaetales; Hymenochaetaceae. The coding region runs from base 1 to 1428 and encodes 475 amino acids. The record is from RefSeq and is a predicted model, not a curated record.
AUGCAGAGCCUCUUCUUGUCUCGUACAUCACACUGCUUACGGCGAACUGCUUUAUAUAAUGCUCGAUAUUUAGCAACAAAACCACUCACGUCCCCUGGAGCUUCGCAAAGCAGCAACUCGGCGGAUGCAACGAAACCCCCAGAUUCACCAGCGCCGACGCCAGAAUCAGCUGAGAGUACUCCACCUUCUACGACGUCUUUGAGCUUGGACUUUUCUCCGAAGGCUGAGUCUGAGGGUGAACCAAUGCAACGGACAGGCGCCCGCUCCUCGAAAGACUCACUUUCAAGUAUUGAGCGACGAAGACGAUUUCUCGGUCGGGCAACGCUAGCAGCGUUUGGUGUUGGUGUCAUUGCUGGUACAUUCUACUUAGGACGCGAGUGGGAAGCAGAUGAAUUAAAGGCGAAGAAACUUAGAGUGGAAGAUGCUCCUUCUACGCGAUUCGGUCGGACGAAGGAACGGAUAACAAGCAUGUUUGACUUCUUUAGCAAGCCGACUUGGGACGAGUUGCUUCCACCAGCUGUGCCACCUCUCCAAAAACCAUAUACUCUACUACUAUCUAUUGAUGAUCUAUUAGUAACAUCUACGUGGGACCGGAAAAAUGGCUGGCGCACAGCAAAACGACCCGGCGUUGAUUAUUUCUUAGCAUACCUGUCGCAAUUCUACGAAGUCGUCAUAUUCACGACUCAAAAUCACUAUACUGCAAUUCCUAUAAUCGAGAAACUCGACCCAUACAGCUUCUUCAUCACAUAUAAAUUAUUCCGAGAAUCCACUCGUUCUGUCAAUGGUUCCGUCGUCAAAGACCUAAGCUAUCUUAACCGUGAUCUCUCCAAAGUCAUUAUAAUGGAUACCGAUCCCGAACACGUAGCUCUACAACCCGAGAACGCCAUCGUUCUCCCCAAAUGGAAAGGUGACCCGUCGGACAAGGACCUAGUCGCUAUGAUCCCGUUCCUUGAAUCGAUUGCGAUUUACAAACCUCAGGACAUACGGCCUAUUUUGAAAGCGUAUCAGGGGAAGAACAUCCCCAUCGAGUACGCCAAGAAAGAGGCCGAGGCAAAACGCCAAUUCCUAGAGGACUGGAAGAAGAGUGGAAAGGGGAAAGUCGCCAGCGGAGGAGGUUUCACUCUUAGUCACCUCUUCGGUGGUUCUUCCGUAAGUCCUGAUUCCCACUCCCCGGAACCACUCACCUACCUAGAACAAAAACGCAAGGAGGCACAGGCGCAUUACCGCGAGGAGCAAGCUUACAUCGCUGCUAACAAGGCGCAAUUCGACAAGCUCAUCGAAGAUGACCGUCAAGCUGCAGCAGCAGCCAUGUCCGGCAACCUCUGGACUGUUCUAUCAGGUGUUGGCAGUCCAUCACCGUCACCCCAGGAUCAGCAACAGCAGGGCAAUGCGAAAGAUGCUGGGACUCCACCUGCAAAAUCAUCUUAA